Messenger RNA from Triticum aestivum (bread wheat), 2083 nucleotides. RefSeq lists its product as uncharacterized. The coding region runs from base 105 to 1643 and encodes 512 amino acids. The transcript has 2 exons. The record is from RefSeq and is a predicted model, not a curated record. Lineage: Eukaryota; Viridiplantae; Streptophyta; Magnoliopsida; Poales; Poaceae.
GCCUCUUUCCCGUCCAUCGGUUCCCCAACCAAAGCAAAAAACCUAGGGUUUGUGUUAGGGCGGCGGCGGCGGCGGCGGCGGCUUUAUUCCCGAUCCCGAUCACCAUGCCCGUCGAAGCCGCGUCAAGCUCGGAUGAGGAGGAGGAGGAGGAGAUGGCCGCCCUCUCCGAUUGGGAGAUGGCGGCGGAGGAGGGGACCGAUUUCUUCACCGAUUGGGCGAUGGAGGGGACCGCCGUCUUCCCCGAUUGGGCGAUGCUGGAUCGCAUCGGCCGCACCCGCUGCCACAAGGACCUAGACGCUGCUCGUCGGGUUGUCAACAAGAACAAGACCGCCGCUCAACUCCGCAUUGACCACGGCCGCUCCUGCUACGUGUCCUUCACCCUCGCGGCUCCUCCAAAAGGGGUCUCCUACCUCAACCUCCACUGGCCGAUGCGAGAAUGCUCCGACACCAAGCCCCCCGCCUAUCCCUUCGUCCGGGCAACCGACAAGGACCUCGUCCUCUUCGACAUCGACAUCCUGAGCCGGAUUUGCGCCCCGUCAGAUCUGUUCGUCUACACGGCCGCCGGUCCUUCCCCCUCGGUGCAGUUGCUCCCCCGGUACACCGAGGACAGGAGGAGGAAAAGGCGGUUGUUCCUGAUGGAUAAAUUCUCCACAGGCAUCCUGCGGCUCUCGGAGAAGCGCUACAUCGUUGCCGACCUCAGUGUCCUGGAUGGUGCACUCUUCGUCUUCGACUCCUCCCAGACUGAAGAGUGGACAAUCAUCCCCAUUAUGCCUGGCCUGAUACGUUGGCACGCACCCAAGCAGAAGCAGAGCAGUGGCAAGCUCCCCAAGCUCUGGUCAACUGACGAUGUGCUCGCUCUCGACGACCGUUUCCUGUGCUGGGUUGACUACUUCAGCGGUGUCCUGCUAUCUGACUUCUCUUCCACUAGAGGUUCCCCGCCCCUCCACUUCGUACCUUUCCCUGGAGAAAAAGAAUACCCUGAAGAGCUACGGGUCUCAAGGCACUUCCCUGGGAGGUUCCGAAGUGUGUCCAUUAGCCAAGGCAAGAUGCGCUUUGUCCACAUUGACAAUGACUUCCAUGAGACAAUCCACGAUGAUGAUGACUCGCCAUGGCAUCAGCUUCCUCGCAUAACAAGCCAAGGGCAGCAGCAUAAGGGUCCCCAAAAAAUCACCAUUUGGACUUUGAACUCCGACAAAUUCAGUUGGGAGCAACAUGCCAUGAUCAACCUGGAUGGUCUAUGGGCGCAACGUUGUUACAAAGCUCUGGACAUACAGCAGCGUCUUCCCGAGUUCCCAGUCGUCAGUGUGGAUGACCCGGAUGUUCUAUGCUGCCUGUUAAGGGAGAAGGAAUUUGGUGGCAAGGGGUGGAUGAGCGUGAUUGACAUGAAGCUUGCGAAACUGCAGGCAUGUACUCAAUAUAUCAAUCGACGGUCCUACUGUGCUGAGUGCAAGGAUGCGGGCUGUGCUGAGUGUGUGGAUGACAAAAACGAUUUCCCUAAUAUGCCCCUACUUCCAACUGUCUUCUCCUCCAAACACCUUGAAAGGCCAACUGGCGACGGGCCUUCCGACUGUCUUCUACAUCCUGUCAUGCAUAAUCCGACGUCCUUUGCACGUGGACUGUUGUCGGGACUCCAUGUAUCUUGAGUUUACUGCUUUCUUGCUGCCUUCAGCCUUUUCCCACCUGAAUACAGCACCCAUGUGCCGGCCUUGUCUGCAGCACAGUCGCCACCAAUUCCUUGCGUGUCAGCUGUAGUCCUUCCAGCUGAUUGACAAAGGCGAUACCUGCUCAUUGAGGCCACAAAAGUCACAUCAUGGCUAGUGUGGUGUUCUCAGACAACGCUUUGAUGACGAGUUAGCUGAGAGCUAAUGGAAAACAGAUAUGGAGUCAUGACGAUCUGAAACCUAAUCAAGGAUAUGAUGGCAUUACGUUUGCAUUAAUAUUGACGGCGAAGCAGUUUUCUUUAUCAAUAUACUCCACUGCAAUGCCAUUUCUCUUGUUUGUCUAUUCCUUCUUUUUGAACAAUUAUUGUGUACAUCUUUUUUAUGAAGUUGCAAUUCAUCUCAUCUUCCCAUACUGCUUGCGA